CUAAUGUGCUUCGCCUCCAGUCUGUUUGACGCCAGGACGGGUGAGAGAGAGACAAGGGAAAGAGAGGCAGGAAUAAAGGGAAAAACUCUGCUUCAUGUCGGUGUCUGUAAAACAGAGCAAAGGUCGAGAGACGCUACAACAUUUCAUUAAAGGUAUUCCUUCUUGAAGCCUCAACCUCUGACACCACCUGUUUUUGGCAUGGAUUAGCCUUUUAAAAUCUAAUAACUGUCUUAAUAGGUAUUUAUAGUUCCUAACAUCACCUUUCUCCCUAAAUUGCCCUUUAUACUAAAUCUCAGAGUAGUUGUGACCCAGGUCCACCCCCCCACACACUUCACUGCAGGCCUUCCUGAGCCCUGAGCACCAGCAGCUGCGUCCUGCCUCAACUUCCUGUCCUUGGUUGUGCAAGGCUAAGCCUGUCCAUUCCCCCACACCCAAAACUCACACAUAAGCAUCUUCCUGGCACACUGCGGGACGACGGCACCUCAGAUCCUGUUUCCCGGUGUAGCCCAGCACUAUGACCUCCAUGUCCAGCCUGUUCUCCUUCACCAGCCCGGCAGUGAAGCGGUUGCUGGGCUGGAAGCAGGGCGAUGAGGAGGAAAAAUGGGCAGAGAAGGCCGUGGAUGCCCUGGUAAAAAAACUGAAGAAAAAGAAAGGUGCCAUGGAAGACCUGGAGAAGGCGCUCAGCAGUCCCGGGCAGCCCAGCAAAUGUGUGACCAUCCCCCGCUCGCUGGACGGACGGCUACAGGUGUCCCACAGGAAAGGCCUUCCCCACGUCAUCUAUUGCCGCGUGUGGCGCUGGCCUGACCUGCAGUCCCAUCACGAGCUCAAACCCCUGGAGGUGUGCGAGUAUCCGUUCGGGUCCAAGCAGAAAGAAGUGUGCAUCAACCCCUAUCAUUACAAACGUGUUGAAAGUCCAGUACUCCCCCCGGUUUUGGUGCCACGACACAGCGAGUUCAACCCUCAACACAGCCUGCUGGUACAGUUUCGCAACCUGAGUCACAAUGAGCCUCAUAUGCCUCUCAACGCCACCUUCCCAGAAUCCUUCCAGCAGCACAGCGGAGGGAGCUCCUUCCCCAUCUCUCCAAAUUCACCCUAUCCUCCAUCUCCUGCCAGCAGUGGCACCUACCCCAACUCUCCUGCCAGCUCUGGGCCAUCCAGCCCCUUUCAGCUCCCAGCUGAUACCCCUCCUCCAGCUUACAUGCCUCCAGAUGAGCAGAUUGGACAGGAUGGGUCUCAGUCCAUGGAGACUGGCAACAGCAGCAGCAUGGUGCCUAGAGAUGUGCAGCCAGUGGAGUAUGCCGAGCCCAGUCACUGGUGCUCUAUUGUGUAUUAUGAGCUAAAUAACCGUGUGGGUGAGGCGUACCACGCUUCCUCCACAAGCGUGCUGGUCGACGGCUUCACUGACCCAUCCAACAACAAGAAUCGUUUCUGUCUGGGCCUGCUUUCGAACGUCAAUCGCAACUCCACUAUUGAAAACACUCGACGCCAUAUUGGCAAAGGUGUCCACCUGUAUUAUGUUGGAGGUGAAGUGUAUGCAGAGUGUCUGAGUGACACCAGCAUUUUCGUUCAGAGUCGAAACUGCAACUACCACCAUGGGUUCCACCCCACAACUGUCUGCAAAAUCCCUAGCGGCUGCAGCCUAAAGAUUUUCAACAACCAAGAAUUUGCUCAGCUGCUUGCUCAGUCGGUCAACCACGGUUUUGAGGCCGUCUACGAGCUUACCAAGAUGUGCACCAUUCGCAUGAGCUUUGUAAAGGGCUGGGGGGCUGAGUAUCACCGACAAGAUGUUACAAGCACCCCUUGCUGGAUAGAAGUGCAUCUACAUGGCCCCCUCCAAUGGCUGGAUAAAGUUCUAACACAAAUGGGUUCUCCUCUGGACCCCAUCACUUCUGUCUCGUAAUGAUGGGCCCCCUCUGGGCUGGGAGGAAUUUUUGAGUAUUUUUUUUUCUAAAUUUUUCUUCACUUUUGACAGUAAAGGAGGUCUUAAGGGCUGAACUGUGUUUACACUAUCUGCAGAAGGGUUACAGAUCCUAACGCAGUCAAAAGAGAAGAAUGAACUGGGGCUACAAGCACACCUAACAGAGGAAAAUUCUAGGCAGUGACACACAAUGGACUAACUACUGCUUUAGCAAUUGCCUUCAUUUUAUUUCCUUUUUGCAUUACAAUUGUUUUAAAAUUACUGAUUUCGCUAACUGUAUGUAAUCUAGUAGAUGAAAUUGACAUGCUUUCAUGUAUCUACUUCACCUUACGCAAUUGAAAACGCAAUUUCCUAGUUCUAUGAAGAUCUCUUUUAUUUGCUAUGUUGUCUAAUCCCAAUUAUUGGCAAGACAUACUUUCCUUUAUACGAUUACUGUUAGACUCAAAGCUCAUUACAAAUGUUUCCUUUUUAUAGCUUCUGAUGCCUCAAGGCAAAACACAAAACGUUACUGCUUUUAAAUAAAGUUCUUUUAUCUGAUAA
This is a messenger RNA of Paramisgurnus dabryanus, 2458 nucleotides long. It is a transcript of the gene smad5, whose product is annotated as SMAD family member 5. Gene Ontology annotation, cellular component: heteromeric SMAD protein complex. Lineage: Eukaryota; Metazoa; Chordata; Actinopteri; Cypriniformes; Cobitidae. Gene Ontology annotation, biological process: SMAD protein signal transduction; regulation of transcription by RNA polymerase II; transforming growth factor beta receptor signaling pathway. The record is from RefSeq and is a predicted model, not a curated record. Gene Ontology annotation, molecular function: RNA polymerase II cis-regulatory region sequence-specific DNA binding; I-SMAD binding; DNA-binding transcription factor activity, RNA polymerase II-specific.